This is a messenger RNA of Dicentrarchus labrax (European seabass), 9989 nucleotides long. RefSeq lists its product as uncharacterized. Bases 449 to 9673 code for a protein of 3074 amino acids. The transcript is spliced from 48 exons. The record is from RefSeq and is a predicted model, not a curated record. NCBI's taxonomy places the organism in Eukaryota, Metazoa, Chordata, Actinopteri, Moronidae.
CGGUAGCCGCUAGCAGGCGAAUAAUAUGAAAAUCUCAUGAGUGUCGCUUCUUACUUUCUUUUAUAUGGCACUUAAUUGCAACAAUGUUAAGAUUCCGAAAUACCAAUACUGUGACACUGGUCAUUUUAACGCUCGUUGUGGAAGGACUCGUAUAAUUAAUUCAAAGUUCGUUCCUAAUCCUCAUGUUAUUGUUUGCUAACAUUAACGUUAGCAGGCAUGUCCGCUAGCUGAAGUAAAGGGACGCGUUGGUUGUGUAUUGCCAUGGUUCUUUCUUUCAGCACAGACACUGAGGAUGUUCAGUGAAGGCAAAGACACACACGGACAACUGCCACUAAAGGGAGUUGUCUGGCACAAUAACAGGGCUUUCCCCACACUGUAAGCUGCAGCCCUAACUGUGACGAGACAGAAGAUACGAUGCACUGACCACAUAGUCACAAACAACUCAAAAAUGAAAGCAUCACUCAAGAUGGAGAAGGUUCUGGACAAUAUUGUGUCCAUGGUGAAGCAGCACCCACCUGGGAUCCCCCUGAAAAAGCUGGCGGUACUCUAUAGCCAGACAUACCACAAGAACCUGACUCUAUCCUCCCUGGGCUUCGACUCCAUGGCUAGCCUGGUAGACUUUCUGGAUCGGGAUCUGGUUGUGGAGGGGGAACUGGUGUUUCACAAAAGCCACCGUCAAGUGGGGAAGGCUGGAGCUUCAGCAUCAACGAAAGCUACAGACAACAGAACAGACACUAGAAAGGUUUUGGGAGAUAUAGUGUCCAUGGUGAAGCAGCACUCCGCUGGGAUCCCCCUGAAAAAGCUGGCUGUAACAUACGGCCAGACGUACCACCAGAACCUGAUUCUAUCCACACUGGGCUUCGACUCGAUAGUUAGCCUGGUAGCCUAUCUGAAUAGGGAUCUGGUUGUGGAGGGGGAACUGGUGUUUCACAAGGACCAUUGCAGUGAAAGUCGGGCUAGAGCUGGAGCUGGAGCUAGGGCAUCACCAAGACCUGCAGAAGACGACGAGGGCGUUGAGAAUGUUCUGGGAAAUAUUGUGGCUGUGGUGAAAGAACAUCCAGAUGGGAUUCCUCUGAAUAAGUUGGCUAUAGUCUACAGCCAGAAAUACCGCUACAACCUGACCCUGUCCUCUCUGGGCUUCAAAACUAUUUCCUGCCUGGUAGCAUCUUUAAAAGGAGAUCUAGUUGUGAGAGGGGAAGUGGUGUUCCAUAAGAUCCACCAGCCUCCAAGUCAGCCUGUAGCAGGGAAGUCAGCAAAAGCCACAGAGGACAGCAGGCCUGCGACACCACAGAGGGCCGAACCACUCAUCGCACCCACUGGUGUUACCGCGCCACAGGUGGAUGUCAACUCUCACUACGUGCCUCCCACUCAGGCAGGAGUGAACCUUUUAGGUCCUCCUUUGACUUCCACUGCCUCUUUAUUCUCCACCCACUGUCUUCCUGUUAGCCCACUUUUGACUGUGUCCAAGCCAGCUGAGAAAUUGAGCCAACAGGAGCUGUACCAGAGGGUCAUAGAGGUGAUAAAGAAGUACCAGCUAACUGCUCCAUCAAUGGACCAGCUCCAAACCUUCUACAUUCAGCACUUUGGUGAACAGUUUCCUCUUGCACAGUACAUGUCUCUGUAUGACAGCUUGGGAGCAUCAAGCAUCAAGACGCAGCCCACUCAGUCUGAACCAACAGCAGAGUCCGAGACAAUUGCAGCAGCACAGGAUCUGAAGAGAGAACCUGAAAAAGAGCAGCAACAACAGGCCACUGUGCCCAACUUCCUCUCUGGCGCCGACUUUCCAGUGCUGGGGGCAGCCGUGAGCUCAACCAAAGAGCAGAAGAGCAAAGUUAAAGGCGCAGUCCAGAGAGAGGGCAGUGCCCCCGUGUUUAUUGAAGCUUACCGUGCCCAGCUGAGAGAGGUCCAUGGAGCUAAUAUGCGGGCAGUAGAGGCUAUAGAGGAGGAUGAGGAGGAGCUCACAGGGAGGAGGAGGAGAAGAGUCCUGGAUCAGGAUACGGUCAACAGUCUGAUGGAAGAUGUGAUACGAGAAAUGGCUGCAGAGGGAGAGCUGGUCACCAAAGAGAAGGUGAUAUCCAGGGUGUGCAGGCUGAUGCAGAUUUCCUCUUUGGAUGCAGCAAAGAUAAAUCCCCGGAUAAUUCCAGCUCUCAAAGACCUUCAGUACACCAUGAGAGAGAUCAACAUGUUCAUAGAGUCUACUGAGGCAGUGACAUCCAUCUGUACCCUGUAUGAGCUGGGUCAGUCGCUGGCCGGCCUGAAAGACAAGAAGCACUAUGAAGAGCUGCACCUGGGGCCCCUCUGCAAACUUCCCCUUGUCCACCGCAUGUUCAAGAUUGACAGUAACACAAAGGAUGACGAUAUCCACCAGAUCGAGACAACAGACAUCUUAAAGCAACUUCGUAUUUUUCGGAGGAAGCAGAGCAAGCCGAAAGUAGACCUGGCUGACUUUAUGAAGUAUCUGGCUGACCACUACAACUGUGAAUCUCCCUACGAGCUGGGUGUCAGGAUACAAGGCAUUGGGCUGCCCAUAGCGACCUUGAUCAAGGUGAGUCGUUCCGAGCACACCAUCUUGGAGCAAGCCAGGGAGACCAUCCAGAGAGAGCUGGAAGAGGAGAUCCAUGAGCGGCUGAGGAAGAUAAAGAAGAGCGUGUUGGAGCCAGUGCAAGGAGCAGGUUCCUUCUCCUCCACAGCCAGCUAUGACCUCAGGAAAAAGUAUGCUUCCAUGCCAGCAGCCGAGGUUGUGCUGGCAGUCUUCUCAAACGCAGAGGGGGUGUUCAGUCCCAGGAUGGCUAAGCAAGUCCAGAGCUUCCUGCUGCAGGUGUCAGAUAACCGGCUGGCAAAGGCUCUGUUUCAGCUGGCCAUCUGUGGAGGCUCCAUGGCUGUCCCACAAGACCUUGUGCCCAAAGACAAGGCAUCCAAAUCCACUGAGCAAACCAAAGCGGAGGACAAACCCACCACAUCCCUCCCCAGUGAAGCCAAAGUGAAGCAGUACCUUAAAGACAGCCUGUCCUCGCAGAACUCAACCUUCACUUUGGCCCACAUGGCCUCUUUGGAGAGGAAGUUAAUCAAACACUUCCAGGUGAAGGAUUUCCUCUCUUUAGAGCAAGGCAAUUUUCUGGAGUUCCUGGUAAAACACAGUCAGCUGCUGCAGGACACUCUGGGGUCUACUGUGAUUCUGGGCAGUGGCACCAUGGAACUUGCAGGCAGUGGUUUCAGACCCACAAGACAAGACGUGUUUGAUUUCAUCAACCAGUGUGGUGACAUAACCUUAACUGAUCCAGAUGAACUGUCCCACAUUGAGUCAGCACUGAGGUCCCAUUACAAGGUGCGGGACUGUCGUGAACUAGGCUACGGUACUCUGCAGCUGCUGGCUGGCCUGGUCCAGCGCCAGAGAGGGCUGGCUGGAGGAGGACUGAGCCCGGUCUACUACGAGUCAGCCCUGUUCGCCAAACACUGCAAAUCAAGUGCUCAAGGUGGGGGUGGGGCAGUGGGCUGCUUAGGUGAGAUGUCCAAGGCCCAGGCUCUGGCCAGCUUGCUCUCCUGCCCUCUACUGGAGGAUUUGAGUGAGUGGAGCCAAUGGGAGCUGAUCUUUAAACCCCUACACGGUUCCCUCAAAGAGUUCAUCGAAAGAAACGCAGCUAAUACUGGGCUGGCAGCGUUGGAGUUGACACCGGGUUUCCUGCUCAGGAUCACCACGCACACAGGAGACAAGCACUUCUCCAGUGCUGCUGGGAACCUCGACCCCGUCGGCACAGCCGGCCACCUCGUGUCCAUGGUGGUAGCCGAUGGGAUCGUCAACGCUCCCACGGCCCUCCUGGCCAAUCACAUGCACAGCUCCCUGGAAGCAGCUAUGGCUAGUGAAGAUUUGUCCCAGGCUGAAGACGAUGUGUCAUGUUACAGCAGAGUGGCCAAAUUCCUCUUGGCGUGUUUGACACGAAUCCCCACCAGAACCUGCCAGGCUCUUUUUCAGCCGGUGUUUUUGGAGCCUUUCUCCCGUGUCUUGGGCCAGGCCAAGUCGAAAGAGGUCCUGAUCACUGUGGCCCAGUCUGACCCGAGGCACAUGAACUGUCUGCAUCGGUUGGGCAUCCUCCUGGGAAUCACAGACUGGGUCAAAGACUACCAGAAAAAGCUGAACCCACCACAGAGCCAAAACUGCAUCAUGCACACAGCUCCUGUGGAACAAGCCAAGUCUAAUUUGAUAGACUCUGAGAGCAGCAGUCUGUCAGCUCUAAAUAUGAGUGAAGAUGAGUAUCUUGAGGAUAACGUCAUGGACAACAGCUUUGCCUCCUUCCAUCUCAACCAGAGCUUACAGCAAGUCAAUGGUGAGGAAGACGUAGUGGUCGAGGAGGGAGAGGAUGAGGAAGAGCUGUAUGAGUUUGCCCCACUACCUAACGGAGAGACGUCAGACAUCAGCAGUGAAGCUGAAGCAGGCCAGGGCGAUGAACAGUCCGAACUGUCUGACUCUAAUGAAAAUGAUGCUGCCAGCUGCCAACCAGAGACCACAUUAAAUCGCCAGAGAGCCAUAAUUGAGGACAUCAGGAAGAGUGAGUUUGGUAUUGGUGUGGAAUUGAACGCUGAAGGCCAGAAGCUGAUGCAGGUCCACCAGGACAGGCUGGGUCGCAGCUUGGACCGCCUGUCUACCGAACUCUACAGCAAGGACACACACUUUGUCCUGGAACUCAUUCAGAAUGCUGAUGACAACAGUUACCCAUCGGAGGCUGGUGUCAUCCCAGCGCUUGCGUUUGUGGUGGAGAGGGACUGCAUCACCGUUCUCAACAACGAGACUGGCUUCCAGGAGAGGAACAUCAGGGCCAUCUGUGAUGUGGGUCGCAGCACCAAGGGCAAACACAAAUAUGGAUACAUAGGACAAAAGGGAAUCGGCUUCAAGUCGGUGUUCAAAGUCACAGACUGUCCCGAGAUUCACUCCAACGACUUCCACUUGCGCUUCGACAAGACAUGCGGCCCCAUGGGAUACAUCUUGCCCCACUGGACUGAAGAUGAGAGGCUUCUGGACACACAGAUGAAGGACUUAAAUCAGCACAGCUGGACCACUAAGAUCUGCCUUCCUCUGCGCUCCGAGAGCCAUCAGACCAGGAACCUGUUUCAUGACGUGCACCCCUCCCUGCUGCUCUUUCUGCACCGUCUGCGCUCCAUCACCAUCUACAAUCAGAUUGAGAAGCGUUUCGUGACAAUGACUCGUAAAGACCUGAGUCACAAUGUGUUAGAGGUGGAGCACACAAAGGGCACUGAGCGCUGGCUAGUGGUCAAAACUACAGUGCAGCCCAAGAAGAUCAAAGAGGAUGUUGAGUCCACCGAGCUCGCUCUGGCUUUCCAGCUAAACGGCAACAUCACAGAAAGUGACAUUGUGUGCCAGCCAGAGAAACAACCUGUGUUUGCUUACCUGCCCCUUCGAAGCUUCGGCUUCCGUUUCAUCAUCCAAGGCGACUUUGACAUCCCUUCCUCUCGGGAAGAUGUUGACAGGGACAGCUCGUGGAACCAGUGGCUUCGAUCUGAGAUACCUCAGCUCUUCCUCCAGGCCAUGGAUGUCUUCACUGAUCACCCAGAGUUCAAGGGGCUGAAGGGCCUCUGCCAGUUCCUGCAGUUUAUCCCCCUUCCUGACGAGGUGUUGGACUUCUUCAAGCCUGUUGCCGGGCAGAUUAUUCAGCUGCUCAAGGGCAAAGCCUUCCUGCCGACGCUCAGCUCAGAUGGUAAGGUUGUGUACAAGCUGCCGUCCCAAGUGGCCGUCUGUCAGGACCCUGUGAUCCGCGACGUGAUUGGCGGAGACGAGCUUGAAAGGCACCUGUCUCUGUCCUAUCUCCAUCCGGAGUUGAGCAUUGCUCUACCCACCUCCCUCCUCACUCACCUGGGAGUCCGAAACCUGCGGGGAUCUGAUGUUUCUACGGUAACCACAGCCAUGGCCAAGGACCUGAUGAAAGUGGAAGGCAUCAAUUCAGAUGGCGGCCUGCGUCAGCUGGCCAAGCUGCUGGUCUGCAACUUCCGUGCUCUUGAGCAUGGUUACGGGGAGGCUGACUCCAUCUUGCAAACCCUCAGGGAACUACCCAUAAUUCCCCUGGCUGACGGACGCAUGGUGGCACUAAGCGGGGAGGGAGUGUUCUUUCCAAUGGAGGAAACCAGGACCAAAAAAAAGAAAGCUCAAGUUCAGACAGGACCUCUGUCUGCAUUGUACAGGGAUGUAAAUGUAGUUCACCCCUCACUGCUGAGCUGUGUGGAACCUCUGGAGAGUCAGCAGGUUCGCGAGCUGCUGAGAAGACUCGGAGUUCAUGAAAUGGAGCCUCAAGAGCUGCUGGAGCAGCACAUCUACCCUUCGAUACAGAACAACAAAUGGAAGUCAAAGCCCGAGGCAGUGGUGGUGAGUUACUUGGUAUUCAUCAAGCUGCAUUCCUCGUCCAGCCAGGAGUACUCAGACAUCGCAGUACCCAUCCUCACCAGCAAGGGUCUGGUGUGCCCAACCAAUGAAAGGGUACACUUCUCUGAAGAGUACGGCAACAUCAACCUGCCAAAGAAACUGCCUGGCUGUGACUGGGUUUUGCUGAGUCCCUGCUAUGUGCAGACAGACGACGAUGUAGCAGGAUGGAGGGAGCUGUUCAGCAGGCUGGGAGUCAGAGACGGUCUCAUCAUCCGCAAAGAGAGACAAACACUCACUGCUAAAGACCUGGCCUCCAGUCCCUGGUCAGUGGAAAGUACAACGUGGUACCUAAAACCAGGGGAAGGCUGUAUGCUCGAUGACUACCCCUGUGAGGAGUUUCAUGCCCUGGCCACAGCACAGCUGCCUGGCUCCCUCCUCCUGCAGCAGAGGAUGGCCUUGCUGGAGUUGCUGGCGACCAACUGGGAUACCGGGCACCGCUACUCUCAGUACCUCACAGCUCAGGUGAUUGACAGGGAUGGACGACAAAUCAAAAGCACCAAGUCCUCCUUCUCCCACUUCUUGCGCUCUCUUGAAUGGGUGCCAGCGUAUCGCCCACUGGAAGGAGAGCAGCAAGAGAGAAAGUACCUCUGUCCAAAUUCUGUCUACCUGACCUCACCUGAGAUCACCAACCUGCUGGGCACUCAUGUGUGUUAUGUGGACAUAGACCCCAGCGAGUUUAGCCGAGCUCUAGGAAUGAGACAAAGCAUCUCAGUGGAUGCUCUGAUUAACUACCUGAAGCAAUGGUGUGUCAAACCACAAGCAGAUAACCAGGAGCAAGGACUACCUGAAGAUGAGUUGGAGGGGGCAAAUUUCACCUCCACAGUCCAGCACAUCCACAACGUCUACAACUAUCUGCAUAUGAACUGUCCCAAGAGCAGCCUGAAGGAGCUGUUCCAGCAUAACCCCGCUGUAUUCAUAGAGCACAGCAGGCAACAUGAUGGCUGGUGUUCGGGGCGUUUCUACCACCUGAAGGAGGUGUGUUGGAGUGACACGACAAUGAUGUUCCAUCGCUACAAACAGCUGACUCACAAACCGGACAGCCCUGUCCAGGAGCCCAAAGUCCUGGCUCCCUUCUACAGGGACCUGGACGGGAUGCAGUCCUUCUUCAGACUGCUGAACGUGGAUCCCAGUCCCAAUAUGAAUCAGUAUGUCGGUUUGCUGGAACUGAUCUGUUCAUCGUCUCCCAUACCAACUGCUGAAGUGCUACAAGAUGUCUCAGUGCUCUAUGCCAGACUUGCUCAAAAGUGUACAAUACCGGCAUCUGGUGAACAGGACAAUCUCACUCAGCCCAAUCUUAAUCCUGGUUACUGCUCCACUUUAAAGGGUAUGGUGUCUGAUAAGAGGGUCUUCCCCACCAAGGAUAACAUCUGGGUGAGUCUGGCACGCAAACCCAUGAUUGCUGACAACAAAGAGCUGGAAAAGAUCUUUAAAGAUUGCAAGCAGAUCUGUCUGCUCAACCUUCCGCCAGCAGAGAAGAAGACUGGUGCCCAGAGCAAGACUGGGAACUCUGGUCACACAGUGUCAGGAGAACGAGCUAACGGCGUACCUACCUUCAACGAGAAGGACCGAUCUUUGUUUAUGGAGAUCUGCGGGAUCCGUCAGCUGUCAAAGUGUGUCAAGACUGAGCCUCAGACUGAGAGCCUGAGACCCUGUCCACCCAUGCAGGCCAUGGUGCGCUCCCUUAUACCCUACAUCCAGAAGUUCCUCCACCACCACGACGAGCUGCGUGAAGUCUAUUCAGAGCUGGUUGACAACAACAUUGCAGAGAAAAUCAAGAGACUUUCCUUCGGACAGGUGGGUAAGUUGUACAUUCGCUACCAGCUGGAUAUUGCUGACGGCGAGAAGGUGGAGAUGCGGGAUGUUAUUUGUCUGCUGAAGGACAAGAAGGAGCUUUACAUCCAGAAAGAUCACCUCACAGCCAAGCUGGACAUCUGCAGGGAGCUGGUGAAACUGUUCUGCACUGAGAGCAGCCACAGGAAAGAGCUGAUUCAUUUCCUGAGUGGCCUGAUAACCUCCCUCAAUGACCAAGCAUCCCUGAAGAGAUACUUGCUCAAGGAGGACAUCAGAGAUUUGCCCAGUGAGGAGGAGGUGUGGGAGGUCCCAGAGCCCCCAAAACCAGAGAUCAACCUGGACAGAGCACUAUCAAGGAGUUACUCCUCCAUCAGCUCCCCAGAGGAGCCAACUCACCCUGCUCAAGAGGAUGGGGAACAGACGCUGGUUUGCUGGCCUCCUCGAGCAUCCAUACUGAAUACAGCCAGUCGCACAGCUCAUGCAGACAGCGGUGUGGUAGAUAACAUCAUGAAGAUGUGGCCACCUCCCGCCCCGCCUAAAGACAAAGACCCAGAGAAGGACAUGGCUUCCAGAGGAGGCAGCCACGUCAUCCCCCAGAGUCCCAGCAGCAGCAGCAGCUACGAGGGCAACCAGCCACUCAGGAGCAGCAGCAGACCUACAGACCAGCCCGGCCUUCAGAGAGUCCCCACCCAUCCAGGCCAACCUAACCCUGCUGCUGUGACCUCCAACACACCACGACCUCUAGAGCGCGGCCAACAGAGUGAGACCGCUGAGUCUGACAGAGCUGAGGAUGGAGAGAAAAGCCUCACAGCUCCCGGACCAACGCAGAGUCCUCCAUCUGCACUGCCUGCUGAGACAGCCAGCGAGCAACCGCCUCCAAACAGCCUCGUCGUCCCUGAGGCCGUGGUGCUCUCCGGUGUGUUUCAGGGGACUGCGGCCACUGCAGACACUCAGCGUCCUCCUCUGAACCUGGACUUCCCUCACUGGAACACACAGGCCACACUGGAGGACAUGGAGCUCACCUGCCAGAGACCCACCACCGUGGUGUUGUCCGAUGAUUUUAUGGACGUGGCGGCGAUCGGCGAGUGGGGGGAGCAGUUGGUCAACUCCUUCCUGUGUCACUGGAGAGACGGCGGCGACCCCGGACGACCCACGCAGGUCCUGUGGUGCAAUCAGAGCGGGGAGAGCGGCCAGCCCUACGACUUCAGGCUGACGUUCGGCACCGCGGGAGGGCCGGGGGUGGUGUACGUGGAGGUGAAGUCAACGAUAAAGAAGGAGAAGUCAUUCAUCCACCUCUCUGCCAACGAGCUGGACUUUGCACUGAAAGAGAAGGAGCGCUAUCACGUAUACAGAGUGUACAGCGCAGGAGACGCCCAGAACGUUCGCCUGUGUCGCAUUCAGAACCUGGCGCAGCAUCUCCAUACCAAGGACCUGGCACUUUAUCUGUUCGUAUGAGUCCUUUGUAAGUUUGUGGAGAUAUUUGCACUAUAUUAAUCAGAACACUCAAAUGCCUUUUUAAGUUCAUCCUUACUGCACUGAUUUUAGUUCUUUUAAUGAUGAUAUUUAGUGUAUGUGGUCUUUUCCUAAUGUAUGUUCAUUAAGCACAUUUUCCUUUGUCCAGAAUGCUUUUUCUGCCAACUGCACAGUUCUGUGUUUUCUAGUACGAUUUUAAAGUAACCAGUGGAUAUUCUAAAUGUUUUUAACCUUUUUUUAUUUCCCCUACCUCACCUUUACUCUAGCAUUCCUUUGAAAUAAAAACCUUAUUCUGUCA